Colletotrichum navitas is the source of this 2628-nucleotide messenger RNA. RefSeq names its product thiamine pyrophosphate enzyme, N-terminal TPP binding domain-containing protein. NCBI's taxonomy places the organism in Eukaryota, Fungi, Ascomycota, Sordariomycetes, Glomerellales, Glomerellaceae. The transcript is spliced from 6 exons. Gene Ontology annotation, molecular function: acetolactate synthase activity; thiamine pyrophosphate binding; magnesium ion binding. The coding region runs from base 1 to 2628 and encodes 875 amino acids. Gene Ontology annotation, biological process: L-valine biosynthetic process. The record is from RefSeq and is a predicted model, not a curated record. Gene Ontology annotation, cellular component: acetolactate synthase complex.
AUGCCUCUCAGCCAAAUGCCGGGGCUGAUGGCCGCACGCUGCUUGCGCGUUGCCGGGCCUCCAGGUGGUAGAGCAGGGCGUCUGGUCAGGUUGAAGCAGACAUUUGCCGUCGGCGCAGCCGUUGUCGGCCCUGGCCGCCAACUUGCCGGCUUCUCGUCGGCGACCCCACUCCAUCGAAGCGGGGGAUCAACAUUGCCGUCAUCCUUCACUGCUCCUAUAAAAUCAUCGGCUCGGCCCGUCGUUGAAGAUGAGUUCAAGGCCACCAUUGAGCAAGCUCGCAAUCUUUCGUCAAAGUCCACCGAGAUGUACACCGCGUCGUUUGCCUUCUUUGAGGCGCUAUGGGACGCUGGCGUCUCCCACUGCUUCGUCAACCUGGGCUCCGACCAUCCCAGCAUCAUCGAAGCUAUGGUCAAGGGUCUCAGAGAGAAGAAAGGAAACUUCCCCCGAAUUAUCACAUGUCCCAAUGAGAUGGUGGCCAUGUCCAUGGCCGAUGGCUAUGCUCGCCUGACCGGGAAGCCGCAGUGUGUUAUUGUCCACGUCGAUGUGGGAACGCAGGGUCUCGGUGCCGCAGUGCACAAUGCCUCAUGCGGCCGCGCGCCUAUCCUGGUCUUUGCCGGCCUCUCCCCCUUCACACUCGAGGGCGAGCUGCGGGGUAGCCGUACCGAGUACAUCCACUGGAUUCAGGACGUCCCAGAUCAAAAGCAAAUUGUCUCCCAGUACUGCCGUUAUUCCGGCGAGCUCAAGACGGCAACCAAUGUCAAACAAAUGGUCAACCGUGCCCUGCAAUUCUCCAAAUCCGACCCACAAGGACCCGUGUACCUUUGCGGCGCAAGAGAGGUCAUGGAGGCCGAGAUCGAGCCGUACAGCAUCCGCCAAGCAGAUUGGGAUCCGGUUGAGCUCGGUGGCCUUGCCAAGGGCGCCGUGAACAAGAUCGCCGAGGCACUGGCUGGCGCCAAGGAGCCCCUCGUCAUCACCGGGUUUGGCGGCAGAAACCACAAGUUCCCGGCUGCGCUCGUCGAGCUCGCCAACACGGUCAAGGGCCUGCGCGUCGUCGACACUGGCGGGAGCGAUAUGUGCUUCCCGGCAGACCACCCCGGCUGGCUGGGUCUUCGCUUUGGCAUUGAAGAAGCUAUCAAGACGGCCGACGUCAUCCUCGUUCUCGACUGCGAUGUGCCGUGGAUCAACACCUUGUGCCACCCCAAGACGGACGCCAAGAUUUUCCACAUCGACGUCGAUCCAUUGAAGCAGCAGAUGCCCGUGUUUUACAUUGCCGCGGAGUCGAGAUACCGCGCGAGCAGCCUGGAAUCGAUCGAGCAGAUCACCACCCACCUCAAGGGCCAGUUCGCCGCGCAGCUGGAAUCGGCCGAGGCCAAGCAGCGCGAAGCCAAGGUCAAGGAGUCACACAAGAAGCUCUUGGCCACGAUCGAGGAGAAGGCACAGCCCAAAGCGGAUGGCGAGUUUGGAACCGGCCACCUCUCGCGGACGCUGAAGAAGCUCUGCCCCGAGGACACGAUCUGGGCGAUCGAGGCCGUGACCAACACGGUAUUUGUCCACGACAACAUCCAGCCGACGCUGCCCGGGUCAUGGAUCAACUGCGGCGGCGGCGGGCUCGGCUGGUCGGGCGGCGGCGCUCUUGGCAUCAAGUUGGCUACCGACUUCGAGAACGGCGGCAAGGGCAAGUUUGUGGUCCAAAUUGUCGGCGACGGAACGUUUCUGUUCUCGGUGCCAGGUAGCGUGUACUGGAUCGCGAAGCGUUACAACAUUCCCGUACUGACCAUUAUCUUGAACAACAAGGGAUGGAAUGCGCCCCGGCGGUCACUGCUUCUGGUACACCCCGACGGUGAAGGCUCCAGGGCGACGAAUGAAGAAAUCAACAUCUCGUUCGAUCCGGCGCCCGAUUACUCGGGAAUCGCCAAAGCGGCAGCGGGCGGAGAUCUGUUCGCUGCUCGCGUGGACAAGUUGGAAGAACUUGAGGGAGUGCUCAAGAAAGCGAUCGAGACGGUUCAGGGCGGACAACCGGCCGUGCUGGAUAUCAAGGUGGCCAUGGGUUCUUGUCUGUGCUCGACGCCAGUGGGCGAAGAUCCCUGUUUAGCAACACCACCACCACAUGGAUGCAAGCAGAGACAGGGACGAUGGCAAGACCAGGUGAUCAAGACCGCCAAGGGCAGCAAGAGAAACGAAAAAGGACGAUCCGGGAUCGGCAAAUUCGACAAUAUCCAGCUACCCACCUCUUAUCUGCCAAUCUACUCAUUUGUAUGCGCCAUUCCUGCGAGUCAUUCGCCACCUCGCGUCAACUGUUAUCAUCAUCAUCAUCGUCGUCGUCGUCGUCGUCGUCGUCAUUGUUGCCGUGGUUCUUGCAUAUUCAAAAUCAUCCAUUUAGAUCCCACUUUGCGUCGUGGCCUUGGCCUGUUGUCGCUACUGCUGCUGCGAAUCCGUCUUCUCGUCCGUUCGUUUACACGCUGCGGUACAGGUAGCUCGUUCCCGAUCGAGUUCCCUUCAUCAUCAUCAUCAACAUCAUCAUCAUCAUCAUCGAAACGGCCUCCUGCUCCGACCCCUGCACGACGCUACCUCGCUCUUCCCUGCUUCUGCUCUUGGAACCGCAACCUCCGCUGCAGUGUGUUGGGCUAA